This is a messenger RNA of Delphinapterus leucas (beluga whale), 1419 nucleotides long. It is a transcript of the gene TMEM203, whose product is annotated as transmembrane protein 203. Gene Ontology annotation, biological process: intracellular calcium ion homeostasis. Lineage: Eukaryota; Metazoa; Chordata; Mammalia; Artiodactyla; Monodontidae. Gene Ontology annotation, cellular component: endoplasmic reticulum. The record is from RefSeq and is a predicted model, not a curated record.
CCUCUCGCUGGCCGCGGCGGCGACGGCGGCAGGCGCCAGCGAGGCCCGUGGGGAGUGGCGGCGCAGCCUGGCGGGUGGGACCAUCGGCCGGGCCCUGGCCCGCGCUCAACCGGCGCGAUGCUUUUCUCGCUCCGGGAGCUGGUGCAGUGGCUGGGCUUCGCUACCUUCGAGAUCUUCGUGCACCUGUUGGCUCUGCUGGUGUUUUGCGUGCUGCUGGCCCUGCGUGUGGACGGCCUGGCUCCCGGCCUCUCCUGGUGGAACGUGUUCGUGCCCUUCUUCGCCGCUGACGGGCUCAGCACCUACUUCACCACUAUCGUCUCCGUGCGCCUCUUCCAGGAUGGAGAGAAGCGGCUGGCUGUGCUCCGCCUUUUCUGGGUCCUCACGGUUCUUGGCCUGAAGUUCGUCUUCGAGAUGUUGUUGUGCCAGAAGCUGGUGGAGCAGACUCGGGAGCUCUGGUUUGGCCUGAUCACGUCUCCGGUCUUCAUUCUCCUGCAGCUGCUCAUGAUCCGUGCCUGCCGGGUCAACUAGCCUCGCAGAAGAUAAGCUAGAAUGCGGGACCCCAGGCUGAGGUCCCACUUCGCCGCACCAGAGAAGUCUGGGUCUGAAGGCCAGCUUGUGCCCUGCUGGGUGCCCAGCUUUCUAUCAGUCAUCUCUGAAAUGGUUCCCUCAGCAGGGCCAGAAAGAACAGCCUUGAUUCUUAAAAUGUAUUCCCUCUUAUUUCAUCCUUUGAAUAGCUAAUCUUGAAUUGAGAUCCUGAGAAGGAUCCUGAGAAGGCCAGACAGUCCUGAACUCUUCUGACAGUUGGAAACUGCAUAUAAGUAAAAUGUCCUGAUGGGCUCUGAGUAUUUUCAUGGAUCCUGGGAAAGUACCCACUGUGCAAAGGCUGCAAAGCUGGACUCGGGAUCUCCCCUGGCCAGCAGUGCUGACCUGAGAGCUUACUGCCCCAUCCCCCCAGACAAGACUUCCUUAGAUGCUUGAGCUCUAAAAAGUGUAAACCAGCUUGUGUCUCCUCCCCAGUUGCACUGGGGAGGAUGGCUCUUUCUUCAUUCCAGCCCAGGCAGACAGGAGUAUGUCGAAUAAGCAUGAUCGGGACCCUAUCUGGAUAUCUGUCGCCUGAGAAAAGAACUUGCUUUCAACGCGCUGCUUGUCUUCUUAUCCCAGCAGAUUGCAGUGUCACGACUUUUCCACCACCUCAUGGCCGGCACUGUUAGUGCACCUGAGACCUUUAGGCCGCCCUAAGGGACCAGAGAGAGGAACAGGUGCUCUGACGCGCAUAGCCAUUGAGACCUACACGUGGGAAGUUUGCAGAUGGUCUCAGGCCACGCCUGUUGGCCUAAGGGCUUUGGUUUGAUGCCAGUCAGGUGCCAAAUGAGAACAUUUGCUGAGAUAAAAAUAAAAUAAGAGAAUGUUUUGCUGAAA